Mangifera indica (mango) is the source of this 1560-nucleotide messenger RNA. RefSeq names its product trihelix transcription factor ASIL2. The record is from RefSeq and is a predicted model, not a curated record. The coding region runs from base 301 to 1308 and encodes 335 amino acids. Gene Ontology annotation, molecular function: transcription cis-regulatory region binding. Gene Ontology annotation, cellular component: nucleus. NCBI's taxonomy places the organism in Eukaryota, Viridiplantae, Streptophyta, Magnoliopsida, Sapindales, Anacardiaceae. The transcript has 2 exons.
CGGUAAGGCCCAAUAUGGAAACGUAGUUAUCUUCGCGUUUUGGCACCAUCCCUCCCAGAUGCCACCAAUCAUUGGGACAAAUUCAAACCCUUGAAAAUUAGGGUUUCAUUAUUUUCUGUUCAAAUUCCAAUUUGUUCCCUUUGAUUUCUCCAUAACUGUAAUUAGAUAUCCAACAAACCACCCAUUAGGGUUUUUGGCAUGUCAAAACAUACAUAUUUUCCGAACCAUACCAAAAAAUUUUAACCUCUGUCAGUCAGGGUUUGCAUUAUUUUGAAUCAAUCUAUCUGUACUCUGGCCGAAAUGGACAACACUGAAGAUGAUGCAAGGUACUCUUCAAACCCCUAUAAUUUAAAUCGCCAGAAAAUCCCUUCAUAUUCUCGUCCAUUAAAAAACCGCUUCCAGUAUGAAGAAGAUGAUGAAGAUGACGAAUUCGAUGCUUACAAUGAAGAAAAAAACGAAGAAGAAGAGUAUGGUGUUGAAUUUGGUGAGACAAAUGGGCAUCGCCACAAUUUCAAAGAAAGCGAGAAUUUUGAGAGAUAUCCAAAACGACAGAAGGUGAGAACCGCAGUUUCUAGUUAUCAAUUCGCUCCACGAAGUGUCAAAUUAUCAUAUGAUUGGAGCGAGCACGAGGCAUUUGUGUUGCUUGAAAUUUGGGGAGAGAGGUUCUUGCAGCUGGGGAGAAAAAGUUUGAGAAGUGAAGAUUGGGUUGAGGUGUCAGAGAAAGUAACAGAAGCGUUAAAGACUGAAAAAACAGAUACCCAAUGUCGGCGAAUGAUGGAUGAACUGAAGCGGAAGUAUAAGAAGGAGAAGGUUAAAGUGGAGCAAAUGGGAGUAAAUUCUAGUAAAUGGGUGUUUUUCAAGAAGAUGGAUAUGUUAAUGGACAUGAGAAGAGAGUGUGGCGGGUUAGCUUGUGGGCUUGAUUCUGGUGAGUUUGUGUUUAUGGAUACUAGGGUUUAUUUGGAUCGGUCUAAUGGAUUUGAUGAAAUGAGGGAUAGUCCGACUGAAUCGGAGCUGGAGGAUGAGGAAGAGGAUGAAAAAAAUGAGGAGUCUUCUGCUUCAUUGAUGAUGCUGGCUGAUUCUGUGAAUAAAUUUGGGGAGAUAUAUGAGAAGAUAGAGAGUAGCAAGAGGGAACAGAUGAUGGAAUUGGAGAGGAUGAGGAUGGACUUUCAUAGGGAGAUGGAGUUGCAGAAGAAGAAAAUUUUGGAGAGGGCGCAGGCUGAGAUUGCAAAAAUCAGGGAAGCUGAUGAUGAUGAGGACAGUCAUGAUGAUGAUGGUGAAGGUGAUUCUAUGGAGAAUCUUAGUGAGUAAUGUUGAAACUGAAGUUCUUGAAGAUAUGAUGCCAUCCAAAUCUCUCAGCUUUGUGAAUGCAGCUACCAGGGAAUUCAUUAAGGUCUUAUGAUUUGUGUAAUGUGAUGGGCAUGGAUGUUUUAUAUCCUUGUUCUAGUGUUCCCCUCAAGAUUGGAAUCUGUGAAAACCUGUGUUUUAUUGGCUAGUACACUCUUUCUAUUGUAAAUGCUUUUCACUUUUGAUACGUUUUCAAGUAACAUCAUUUUUUGGAUA